AUGAGUUCUCAAGCUUGUGCCACAAAUGCUAAUGAGAUUUUGAUGAUCCUCAAAGGAUACAAUGAUUCCGUCAGACAUUUAUACCAUUUGCAAAGUAAUUUUUCAGAUGAACUAUACCAAGAAUUCAAAGAAAUUUUCAAGAUGAUCCAACAAAACUUGUUAGAAACGAAAACAUUAUAUCUACGGGAGAUUUUUAACAUUUUGAAUCCAAAACAGCCAUAUAUUCUACGCAAUUUAGAAUUUUAUUCCUGUUUAUCUUGCCAUUUUGCUUGGAAUUAUAAAGAUAAAGACACUUUUAAAUCUAGAGAUUGUGAUUACAGAAAAAUUCUGAACAAUGAUCCUGUAUUCAUGGCAAUUGUAUACCAUGAUAAAAAUUCAUUUGAUUCAUUAACAAAAAGUGACAAUUUCGACAAGAAUCAAAGAUACAAUAGUAUCAUCCAAGCAGACAAACAAAUUUCCAUUUCAUUACUUGAAUUAUGCUGUGUAUCAGGUUCUUUAGAUUGCUUUAACAUUUUAAGAACAAGAUUCAACUCUGAAAUUACUCAACUAUGUCUACAACUUUCAUUUUUCGGCGGAAAUAAAGAAAUCAUUACUGAAUGCUUGAAAGUUCAUAAACCAGAUGAUGAAUGCAUGACUAAUGCCAUUAUUUCUCAUGAUAUGGAAUUAUUUAAGAUGCUAUUCAAUGAAUACAAAAUGCAACCAAAACUUGAAGAUUUUUCAAAUUAUCAUAAUCUUGAAGCAUUUUUGUAUUAUUUCGAUCAAUCAAAAUCAAAAGAUGCCAACAAAUUCUUUAUUCUUUCAUUAGGUUUCAACAUUCCAUCGCUGUGCCAGUAUUUCAUACUCAAUGGUGCAGAUAUAAACACAAAAGAUGAAAAAGGAAAAACUGCACUUCAUAUUGCAGUUCUUUCGUACCACUUAAAACUUGCCGAGUUUCUUGUUUCUCAUGGCGCGGAUUUGUACGCAAAAGAUAACGAAGGUAAGAUAGCACCCCAAUAUGCAGAUCAAAUCAAGUCAAUUGUAUUAGUCAAGUUAUUUAUAUCAAAUGGAGUAGAUUAUCUUAAAUUAUUCCAAUUCACAAAACCUGCAGAUGGAAAUCUUUAUUCGGAGCUUAACAAUCGCUUCAAAGAUUACAUUGAAACAACAAAUGCGUUAUUUUGCCUUAAAACAAGAAAUACAGAAGAUCUCUUAAGAAUUGCCAAAAUGGUCAAAACUAAUCUCAUAGACAAACUUUUAAUUAUACCUAGUUGGGAAUUAUUCGAAUUUUUGGAGAAUACACAUUUUGCAUUUAAGAAUGAAUAUUCUCAAAUUGAAAAAUGUAUAUUUGAAAAUGUAAACAUCGAUGCAAAAACAAAUGAUGUUAAUUACGAACCAAUUUUAAACGCAAUAAAGAACGAUGAUCAAAAAACUUUUAGCUUUUUGAUCAACGACGACAAUUUUGAUGAACAUGAAGUGAAAGGUCAUUUUUACAUUGAUGGCGAUAAAUGUUCAUAUCUGGAAAUAUGCUGUAACUAUGGAGCUGUUAAAUGCUUUAAGAUAUUGAGAUCAGAAUUUGACUCAACAAUUACCUCAGAAUGCUUAGACUUUUCAUUUUUAAGCGGAAAUCCCGAAAUAUUUCAUGAAUGCUUGAAAGAAAUUACUCCCGACGAAAGCUGUAUGGAAUAUGCCAUCGUAUCACACAAUGUUGACUUUGUUUCAUUUUUGAAGAAUGAAUAUGGAAUAGAAAUUGAUUUAUCUAUGUGUGUACAUCAUAUGAAUCUUCAGGCAUUCUUGAUUUAUUUAGAUCAAACUAAUGAUAUAAAUGGAUGCUUUGUUUAUUCAUUAGGAUUUAAUAUCCCGUCUCUUUGGAAAUAUUUGCUAUCAAUUGGUGCAGACAUCAAUGCAAAAGCUGCAGAUGGCUCUACAGCUCUUUUCCAUGCAAUUGAAUUUUGUGAUCAAUACACCGUGGAACUUUUGAUUUUAUUAGGUGCUGAUGUCAAUGCAACAAAUAACUAUGGCAUUUCUGUUCUUGAAUUUUCCAAAAAGUAUAGUUAUAAAGAAAUUCCAAAUCUUCUUAUUUCAUAUGGAGCGGAACAAAAUAAUACACAGUAA
Messenger RNA from Trichomonas vaginalis G3, 2088 nucleotides. RefSeq names its product protein ubiquitination. Gene Ontology annotation, molecular function: protein binding. Lineage: Eukaryota; Parabasalia; Trichomonadida; Trichomonadidae. The record is from RefSeq and is a predicted model, not a curated record. Bases 1 to 2088 code for a protein of 695 amino acids. The transcript has a single exon.